Messenger RNA from Daucus carota subsp. sativus, 2075 nucleotides. Its product is annotated as bifunctional purple acid phosphatase 26. The transcript has 10 exons. NCBI's taxonomy places the organism in Eukaryota, Viridiplantae, Streptophyta, Magnoliopsida, Apiales, Apiaceae. Gene Ontology annotation, molecular function: acid phosphatase activity; metal ion binding. Bases 298 to 1764 code for a protein of 488 amino acids. The record is from RefSeq and is a predicted model, not a curated record.
ACUAGAGUAUACUGUGUAGCAGCUGAUUAUCCAACUAACAGUAGUGCAAAACAAUUAAUUUCUCACAUACGCAUCCAAUCUGCCCACUUCUUGUCGUCUUGCUGUUGAAGCUCACCCUAUCAUCUCUUCACUUCUGCCCGUAGAGAUCAACAUCUCUCUCUCUUUCUCUCUGUCUCGUCGAGAUUAUUGAGGUACUUGAUCGUCUCUCCCUCUGAAUCAUUUUAUCUCUUUAUAUGCAUAGAUUAUUGAGGCCCAGGGGACUAGGCAAGGUUUUAGGUUUAUCUAGCUGAUUGAUCAAUGAUCAUGCUGAAUGAGAGGAAAAUGGAAUUCUCGUUGCUCCAAGUCUUGAUUAUAUUUUGCGGUUUCCUGAGCUUUGUGGAAUGUAGAGCUGCUGGGUUAACUAGUAGUUUUGUUCGUUCAGAGUGGCCAUCUGUUGACAUUCCUCUCGACAAUGAAGUUUUUGCACUCCCAAAGGGUCAUAAUGCACCACAGCAGGUACACAUCACUCAAGGUGACUACGAUGGGAAAGCUGUUAUCAUCUCAUGGGUGACACCCAAUGAACCAGGAACCAGUGAAGUGAGAUAUGGCACAUCAGAGAAGAAUUAUGAUCUUGUUGCAGAAGGAAAAUUUAAAAAAUAUACCUUUUACAACUACACGUCUGGAUAUAUUCAUCAGUGUCUUGUCGAUAACCUUGAGUAUGACACCAAGUACUAUUAUGAAAUUGUGAGCGGUCAAUCCGCGCGGCAGUUUUGGUUUCAAACACCUCCAAAGAUUGGCCCAGAUGUUCCUUACAAAUUUGGAAUAAUUGGUGAUCUAGGCCAAACAUAUAAUUCUCUUUCUACUGUUGAGCAUUAUAUGCAAAGUGGAGGUCAAGCAAUAUUAUUUGUUGGAGAUCUUUCAUAUGCUGAUAGAUAUGAAUACCAUGACGUUGGUGUACGAUGGGACUCAUGGGGACGUUUUGUAGAACGAAUUGCAGCCUAUCAGCCAUGGAUGUGGUCUGCGGGAAACCAUGAAAUAGAGUACAUGCCAUAUAUGGGAGAAGUCACUCCUUUCAAAUCGUAUUUGCAUAGAUAUCCUACACCAUAUUUGGCCUCCAAGAGCACUAGUCCUCUUUGGUAUGCCAUCAGACGUGCAUCUGCCCAUGUAAUUGUCCUCUCCAGCUAUUCUCCAUUUGUAAAGUAUACCCCUCAGUACAAGUGGCUUGCUGAAGAAUUUGAGAGAGUGGACAGGGAUAAAACACCUUGGCUUAUAGUUCUUAUGCAUGUUCCUAUUUACAACAGCAACGAAGCACAUUUUAUGGAGGGUGAAAGCAUGCGAACAGUUUAUGAAAGUUGGUUUAUCAAAUACAAAGUUGAUAUGGUUUUUGCUGGCCACGUCCAUGCCUAUGAAAGAUCGUAUCGCAUCUCGAAUGUACUCUACAAUGUAUCAGAAGGUAGCCCUUAUCCCAUACCAGAUAAAGCAGCCCCUGUUUAUAUAACUGUUGGAGAUGGGGGUAAUCAGGAAGGUCUUGCUUCAAGGUUUAGAGAACCACAACCAGAUUAUUCAGCAUUCCGCGAAUCCAGUUAUGGACACUCUACUCUAGAGAUUAAGAACAGGACACAUGCACUCUACCACUGGAAUCGCAAUGAUGAAGGAAAGAAAGUGGAAACUGAUGCAUUCAUGAUACAUAAUCAGUACUGGGGAAGUAAUGGGCGAAGGAGAAAACUAAAGAAGAAAUAUCUCUAUAGAAUCACCAAGAGCAAACAACUCAAUUAUGGAAUAUGAAGUAUGAAGGCUUGGAGAAAAUAGACAAAUAUCGCAGCAUUUGAUUUGUGGGGCAGAAUCCAUUGUUACUACAUAUAAAUCAAUUCAUCUUCACCAGGCUAGUAAUGAGAGAUAUGGUGUUAGUGAUGGUCAUGUCAUUUUAAAUCUAGUGUGAAUUAAGGUCUCGGAUUCUCUCAAUUGACAUUGCUGUUGGUGACUCCAUUUUAAACUUCGGUGGUGUAAAGUAAGCAGACUGAGCAUCCUAUUCUUGUAUUUUAGAAUAACCAAAUUCCCCAUUCAGUAAUAAAAGUAUUCAAAAUAUUGCACUGUAA